AUGAGCGCGGCCGAGCGCGGCCCCGGCGGCCCCGGGGGUCCCGGGGGUCCCGACCCCGGCGGGGGCCGCAAAGCGCGGGGGCGGCCGCGCCUCACCGAGACCGACCGGGCUCGGCGGCGCCUGGAGUCGCGCAAGAAGUACGACGUGCGGCGGGUGUACCUGGGCGAGGCGCACGGGCCCUGGGUGGAGCUGCGGCGCCGCAGCGGAUGGAGCGACGCGAAGCUGGCGGCCUACCUGCUGGGGCUGGAGCGGGGGCAGCGAGCGGGGCGGCGCGGCAAACCCUGGGAGCAGCUCCCGAAAAAACCCAAACGCAAGAAAAGGCGCCGCCGGAACGUGAACUGCCUGCGGCACGCGGUGAUCUGGUACGAGGACCACCGGCAGCGCUGCCCGUACGAGCCGCGCCUGGCCGAGCUGGACCCCUCGGUGGGGCUCUACACCACGGCCGUGUGGCAGUGCGAGCGCGGGCACCGCUACUUCCAGGACCUGCACUCGCCCCUGCGGCCCCUCAGCGACUCGGACGGCGACGAUGAUGAUGCCCCCGGCUCCUCUUCCUCCUCCUCCUCGGGGGGCUGCAGCUCCGGCUCGGAGGCGGCGCCGGGGGGGGGGUCCCGCGGUUCCAGCCCCCGCUGCCGGGGGUCCGGCCGCCCCCGAGGCGCUGGAGGCCGUGGUUUGUGUCCCGCUGCCGCUGCCCCUCCCGGCCCGGGGGGCUCUGGACGGGGGCGGCCCCCCCGCCCUGCUGCAGGGCCCCCCCCUCCUCAUCCUGGCCGGGCCCGGCUACGAGGCCCUGGGGGGGCUGCAGCUCGAUGUGGGGGGGCACGAGGUGCUGCUGGAAGGGGGGGGGCGCCUUCCCCGCCCCCCCUGAGGAGCCUCACCUGGCCAAGACAGCCCCCCCCCCCGGAGCCCCCCCGGGAGCCCCCCCGGGACCCUUCCCCUGCAGAGGACACCGAGGUGUCGACGAUCAUCUACGAGAUCCCCAAAGAGCCAGAAAGGCGCCGGCGGAGCAGGCGGGGCCGUGCCCCCUCCCCGGACUCCGAGGACCCCCCCGAGCCCCUCAGCUGCCCCUACGCCGGCUGCGGGCAGGAGUUCAGCGCCCUCAGCAGCUUCCAGAACCACGUGAACCUGGAGCACCGCAGGGGCCGGAGCCAGGUGUGCCCCCAGCCCGGCUGCGGGAAGAGGUUUUACCUGGCGAACCGCCUGCGCCGGCACAUGGGCGUCCACUCAGGUGUGCGGGAGUUCACCUGUGACACCUGCGGGAAGUCCUUCAAGCGCAAGAACCACCUGGAAGUCCACAGGAGGACGCACACCGGGGAGACCCCCCUGCAGUGCGAGGUGUGCGGGUACCGCUGCCGCCAGCGCGCGUCCCUGACGUGGCACAUGAGGAGACACGGGGGGCUCAAGAGUCACCCCGAGCCCCGCGGCACGUAGGGGACCCCCCGACUCACCUGGGACCCCCCGGACUCACCGGAGCCCCCCCGGACUCAUCGGGACGCCCCGAUGUAUCUGGGGCUGCACCUGGAGGUGAAGAAAAAACCACCUGGGGGGGUCCUGAGCCCCUCCCCGGGACACCCCGAGCACCUGAGGGACCCCUCAGGGGUGUCCUUGUGUGUCCCCCCCUCCCAGGUGACCCUGUGGCGCCCCCGGGUGGCCGCGCUGCCCUCCCCCGUCACCUUUUAUUUAUUUCCUUAUUCUCUCUCUGUCGCCCCCCUGGGCGCACCUGGGGUCGGGAGGGGCUUUGGGGACGUGGGGGGCGCGUGUCCCCCCCUCCAGGUAAUCCAAUAAAAUCAGGACUUUUCGUG
Molecule: messenger RNA, 1796 nt
Organism: Hirundo rustica (Barn swallow)
Lineage: Eukaryota; Metazoa; Chordata; Aves; Passeriformes; Hirundinidae
Gene: ZNF653
Product: zinc finger protein 653
Exons: 9
Coding region: 1-1425 (474 amino acids)
Biological process (GO): regulation of transcription by RNA polymerase II
Cellular component (GO): nucleus
Molecular function (GO): transcription coregulator activity
Source: RefSeq, a predicted model, not a curated record